This is a messenger RNA of Trichomonas vaginalis G3, 591 nucleotides long. Its product is annotated as DNA/RNA polymerases family. Bases 1 to 591 code for a protein of 196 amino acids. NCBI's taxonomy places the organism in Eukaryota, Parabasalia, Trichomonadida, Trichomonadidae. The record is from RefSeq and is a predicted model, not a curated record. The transcript has a single exon.
AUGAGGUUUGUCCAAUAUAUUCCGACUGGAAUUCCAAACGAAGAUAGUGAGUUCCCGGGAAGGAACUAUACAGUUGGAAAAGUCAUACAACAACUGUAUGAUAUUAGGAAAGCUUCAAACCCCAAACUUGCAAUGACACUCAAAUUGCUUAUGAAUUCGACAUGGGGAUAUUCCAUUAAGAAACCUCAAGAGAUGAAGAGUAAACAUUAUGAGAAGGUCGACAACUUUGUUGAAAGGUUUUCUCCUUUUGUUUUGAAGUACGAAUUCACUCAAGGUCAAAGUGGCUUAGUAACCACAUUAAAACCUAUUGUCGAACAUUGGUCUUACCCUCAGUUCGCAAAGGCAGUCCUUGACAACUACAACAAAUUCUUCUCCGAAGUCAAAUCCAAAGUGAAGGUUUACUAUGAGAACAUUGACGCACUCAUGACGAACGAAGAAGGGUACAACAAACUCAUUGAAAUGGGCAUGGUCGGUGAAAAGAUGGGCUGUUUUAAGCUAGAUAAGGUAUUUUCCGAAGUUCAUGUCCUCUCCAAGCGUAAGUACUGGGGCAUACUUGAAGACGGCACAGAAAUAAAACAUUGCAUGAAAUAA